AAAAUGGGUGGUUUAGUGGGUCCUCAUCUCGUUCCCUCUGUGAUGUUCGUAGAGAUUUCCAAGAGAUAAAAAUGACGAAGAAAAGUACCUCUUGUGUACUGCAGAAUGUACUGUUAGUGUUAACUUGUAUCGGAAGUAUAUCCUGUAACUGGGAAGGCUGGUGGACCUAUGAAGGAAUUUCCGGACCCUAUUACUGGGGUCUCAUGAACCCAGAUUGGACUACAUGCGCUAAGGGUAAACUACAAUCUCCUAUAGAUAUUGAUCCAAUAAACCUGAACUAUGAUGGAUCCCUGGAUAGUAUUCGGGUAGAGAAGAAGAGUGUCACUGGACAGUUUAUGAAUACAGGACAGUCCUUGGUAUAUAGAGUAGAUGAGGGGGAGGGUCAGGAUAUUGGUAUAGCAGGAGGUCCUCUUACAUACCAAUAUAGAUUCAAGGAGAUGUACUUUCACUGGGCAAAUACAGGGAACCCUGGUUCUGAACAUACGGUCAAUAAACAAUCAUUCCCAGCUGAAAUUCAAAUAUAUGGAUUCAACUCAGAACUGUACCCGAACAUGAGCAUAGCUCGAGAGAACCCUAAUGGUCUAGUAGCAUUCGCCAUUCUUGUACAGAUAACGGAAUCAUUAUACAGGAAAUCAGAUUUUGAUUUCAUAUCUGUUCAUCUAGAUAAGUUAUUGCACAGAGGAGAUAUAGUGAAAGUACCAACCUUCUCUUUACAUCAAGUAUUGCCUAGAACUGAAGACUAUAUAACAUACGAGGGAAGUUCAACUUUUCCUGGCUGCUGGGAAACUGUGACAUGGAUAGGAAAUCAAAUACAUAUAUUCAAUAAACCUAUUUUUAUAACAACAAAGCAGCUGGCACAUUUUCAGAGGCUGAAACAUGAAAAUAAUCUCCGACCUCUCCAACCAGUAAACAAGAGGAAUAUUAGAACUAAUGUUGGGAUACAGGCUCAGAAGGACUCCAACCCAGAGUGCACUGAUGGUUUGAACGAGAUAGAAUAUGAACCUAAUAUUCCAGUUCUACCAUUAAACUCCAGACCUUACACCCCGUAAUAUUAUCUGGAGAAGAAGCAAGAACAUAAGAUUUCAUGCUUUAUACAUUUUGUCUAUAAUUGUACAAACAGCAUAAUAUGCAUUUAUAAUAUAUAAUUACUAUUACAAACUGUAAAAAUAAAAACCGUUCAUUAAUCA
Molecule: messenger RNA, 1187 nt
Organism: Eurytemora carolleeae
Lineage: Eukaryota; Metazoa; Arthropoda; Copepoda; Calanoida; Temoridae
Product: putative carbonic anhydrase-like protein 1
Exons: 12
Coding region: 72-1049 (325 amino acids)
Molecular function (GO): zinc ion binding; carbonate dehydratase activity
Source: RefSeq, a predicted model, not a curated record